AUGGGCUAUGGCAUCAUUGAUGGGGGAGCAACACGGACCUUGGCCUCAGUUCACGCUCUAGAGGCUAUGGUGAAUGAGAAUCUCCGCAGACAUCAAGAUGGUCGAGUCCUUCGAGCAACCAGCAAUAUUCGCGCCUUGCGGGAAGAACCACCAGCGAAGUGGGGAGUGACGGAACUCCGGGUCCGCUUGGAGGAGCUGGAGGAGGAACACGGCAUAGUCCGUCAGACCGGACGCAGCCGCACCGACCUUCAGGAGUGGACCGUGAAGUUGAACAAAGCCGGGCCCAAGAAGAGUGUGCUGGUGGAGUUCUGCCAGAAGGAGCUCCUGAUCCCACUGAGUGGCAACGAGACCAUUCCCCAGUUGAACAAGAAGGCCAUGGAUCGCAUCUAUCAUCUACCAGAUUGCCGAGCUGAGUGGGCAGGACCCGAUCGGGCCCUGAACAUUUUUUACCACGAGGAAGACAAGGGGGACCGGCUGUCGAGGUUUGCACGAUGGUACGAACAGGCCAAGGAGCAGACUCCGACACCAAAGACGUUGCCACCACCGGGACCAUUGGAGACCAAGACCAAGGGGUACACCAAGGCCAAAGCCGCUCCGAAGAAAGUCAUCCCGACGGGAUCGGCAUCCAGCGGCACACAAGACCCAGCACAGGAAACCCAGGCGCUGACCAAGAUCAUGAGUGCCCUGACAGACUUGAAGGACGAGGUGGAGGCAUUGAAAGAGGAACGACCCCACAAGAAAAAGGACACCAGCAGCGACAACUUCAGCAUGGUGAGUGGGCAAACGCCUUAG
Messenger RNA from Durusdinium trenchii, 792 nucleotides. Lineage: Eukaryota; Dinophyceae; Suessiales; Symbiodiniaceae. The record is from the annotation of a GenBank genome assembly.